CCGCCAUGCAGCUAGCUAGGUAACGUCAGGCUAAAGUCUUGGAGGAAUCUAGCUAGUUCCUAAAUGUGCGUUAACAAUAUCAUUAACUAGAUUAGUCGGUUACACGUUUGGUGUAUUGUUAAAAUUAAAAACAGACAACGUGAAUAUGUUUACAGAUAAACUUCGUCGCUCCAUGAUUUAUGACAUUAAGGAAAUAUUCUUAAGCAAUUAACGCUUGUUAGCUUACUUUAGCUCCUCUGACCAGCUGCUUGCUCGUCUAUUCUUUGCAGAAAGGUUUGCCCUAGUUUGCCCUCACCUCUCAAAAGCUAAAAGAAACUGUUCAAAAAACAAAAUGACUGAUGCAGCGGAAGAGACAAGAGGAGACGAGAGCAGCAAAGAGGAGGCAAUAUGAAAAAGGUUGCACUGCUGCACCUGUCUCAGCUGUUGCAGUGAUGGUCCACCUUGAAAUCCGGAGGGAAGAAAUACAAAUCUGAAGAAAGGAAUAUACUUAGAUUGUCCAUUUUCAAAAACUCUAAUGUCACUAGCCCUUGCCAUGGCCAGGAAAAGUGUUUCUCGGACAAGUAGUUUCCUGUGACGGCUCUACGUGACAUUUGAGAUCUGCUUCUCCUGUGUGACCUUAACGGACCAAGAUGAUGCUUUGUCUGCUGCUACUUCUUUCUAUGUGGGUGGGGCCUGAUGAGGCUGACUCUGCCCAAUCCAAUGAACGGCGAGUUGUAGCACACAUACCUGGUGACAUCAUCAUUGGAGCCUUGUUCUCCGUCCAUCAUCAACCUCCUGCUGACAAGGUACACGAGCGCAAGUGUGGUGCGGUACGAGAGCAGUAUGGCAUUCAGAGGGUGGAGGCCAUGAUGCACACACUGGACCGCAUCAACACUGACCAAAACAUCCUUCCCAACAUCAGCCUAGGCUGUGAGAUCCGGGACUCCUGUUGGCACUCGGCUGUUGCUCUGGAGCAGAGCAUCGAGUUCAUUCGGGACUCGCUGGUCUCCUCUGAUGAAGCAGAGGAGUUGGGUGGAGGAGGUUCUUGGGGAGGGGGAGGAGGUGGAGUAUCAACAAUGAAGUGUUCGGACCCCUCUGCCACUCCAAUGCGGGGUAAGAAACCCAUUGUGGGUUUAAUUGGACCAGGGUCGAGCUCAGUGGCCAUCCAGGUCCAGAACCUUCUACAGCUGUUCAACAUACCACAGAUUGCCUACUCUGCCACCAGUAUGGACCUCAGCGACAAGAGCCUUUACAAGUACUUUAUGCGGGUGGUGCCUUCAGAUGCCCAGCAGGCAAGAGCUAUGGUGGACAUUGUCAAGAGAUACAACUGGAGCUACGUGUCUGCUAUACACACUGAAGGCAACUAUGGUGAAAGUGGGAUGGAAGCAUUCAAGGACAUGGCGGCCAAAGAGGGCAUCUGUAUCGCCCACUCUGGCAAAAUCUGGAGCAAUGCUGGAGAGCAGAGCUUUGACCGGCUGCUGGAGCGACUGAUGGCUCACCUACCUAAGGCCAGGGUGGUGGCAUGUUUCUGCGAAGGCAUGACUGUCCGCAACAUCCUCAUGGCCAUGAGACGCCAGGGACUGGUUGGAGAGUUCCUACUCAUCGGCAGUGAUGGAUGGGCGGACCGAUAUGAUGUAACAGAUGGCUAUGUCAGGGAAGCUGCCGGUGGUAUUACUAUCAAGCUCCAGUCGGCUGAUGUGAAGUGGUUUGAUGAGUACUACCUUAAACUCCGUCCUGAGAACAACCACAGGAACCCCUGGUUUCCGGAGUUCUGGCAGCAUCGUUUCCACUGUCGUCUUAAAGGCCACCCACAGGAGAGCAGCAAACACAACCGCACCUGUGGCAAGCGGGAGUCACUUCGGCAACAGUAUGCACAGGACACCAAAAUGGGGUUUGUCAUUAAUGCCAUCUACUCGAUGGCAUAUGGCCUGCAUAACAUGCAACGGGCACUGUGCCCAGGCUAUCAGGGCCUGUGUGAUGCCAUGCGACCUAUAGAUGGUGCAACACUGCUGGACUUCCUGAUGAAAACCAACUUUACCGGUGUGUCUGGAGAGGGCAUCUUAUUCGACGAGAAUGGAGACUCACCUGGCAGGUAUGAAAUAAUGAACUUCAAAAAGAUGGGCAAGGACUACUAUGACUACAUUAAUGUUGGCAGUUGGGACAACAGUGGCUUGAAGAUAGAUGAUGAUGAAAUCUGGCCCAACAAAGAAUCCAUCAUCAAGUCAGUCUGCAGUGAACCCUGCGACAAAGGACAGAUUAAGGUGAUCCGUAAAGGUGAGGUGAGCUGCUGCUGGACGUGCACUCCCUGUAAAGAAAAUGAGUUUGUUUUCGACGAGUACACCUGCCGAGCCUGUGAACUGGGCUCUUGGCCGAUUGAUGACCUCACAGGCUGUGACUUAAUCCCAGUGGAGUACCUGCGGUGGGGAGAUCCUGAACCCAUUGCUGCUGUGGUCUUCGCCUGCCUCGGUCAAAUGGCCACCUUCUUUGUCACCGCAGUCUUUAUCAGGUUCCGGGACACCCCAGUAGUUAAAUCUUCCAGUAGGGAGCUGUGCUACAUUAUUCUGGCAGGGAUCUGCCUGGGGUACCUGUGCACCUUCAGCCUCAUAGCCAAACCCCAUGUCAUCCACUGCUACCUCCAGCGACUGGGAAUAGGCCUGUCACCUGCCAUGAGCUACUCUGCGCUUGUCACCAAGACGAACCGCAUCGCUCGGAUCCUGGCAGGCAGCAAGAAGAAGAUCUGCACAAAGAAACCUCGCUUCAUGUCUGCCUGCGCUCAGCUCAUCAUCGCCUUCCUCCUCAUACUGCUGCAGCUGAGCAUCAUUGUGGCUCUCUUCCUCAUGGAUCCGCCUGAGGUGAUCCAUGACUACCCCAGCAUCCGCCAGGUCAACCUCAUUUGCAACACCACCAACCUGGCCGUGGUUGCCCCACUGGGAUACAAUUGCCUGCUCAUCCUCAGCUGCACCUUCUAUGCCUUCAAGACCCGCAACGUCCCAGCUAAUUUCAACGAGGCUAAGUACAUUGCCUUCACCAUGUACACCACCUGUAUUAUCUGGCUGGCCUUUGUGCCCAUCUACUUCGGCUCAAACUACAAAAUUAUCACCAUGUGCUUCAGUGUCAGCCUCAGUGCCACUGUGGCUUUGUGCUGCAUGUUUGUACCCAAGGUGUACAUCAUUCUAGCCAAACCAGAGCGUAAUGUGCGCAGUGCCUUUACCACGAGCACAGUGGUGCGCAUGCAUGUGGGCGACGGCAAAUCGUCCUCAGCUGCCAGCCGUUCUUCCAGUCUGGUAAACCUGUGGAAACGCAGAGGCUCAACUGGAGAGACACUCAGCUCCAAUGGUAAAUCAGUGUCUUGGGCACAGACGGAGCGCAGCGGUUCACGCAGCAGCCACCUGUGGCAGCGGCUGUCCUUCCACAUCAAGAAGAAGGAGAACAAUCAGACUGCCGUCAUCAAGCCCUUCUCCAAGACUUCUGAGGAACGUUACUGUGGAGGGGGGGGGCUGCCCCCGCAUGUCCCUCUUCCCUCCCUCCCCUCCAUGUCCUCCCUGCCUAGUCAUCCCGACUCUGUCACAGACAAGACCCUGUAUGAUCUCUCUGAAGCGGAGGAGUGCUACUCUAUCACCUAUCGGCCACAGACACCUUCGCCAAUCAGCACGGUCAGCCAGAGGCUGGGGGCAGGUUAUGUCGAGGAGCCUCAGAUGACUGCCGUUCCAAAGUACCCGAGCAGUGUCUGCAGUGGCGGCAGUAGCAGCAGUUGUGCUCCCUCCAGCAGCGGCUCUGUUGUUGUUGGGAGUGAUGGCCGUUUGGUCACUGUGGACGACCAUCCGGGACGGCCCCAGAGCUCGCUGAUGGAUCAGAUCAGCUGCGUUGUGAACCGCUUCACUGCCAACAUCACCGAGCUCAACAGCAUGAUGUUGACACCCUCUCCAACGCACUCGCACAACACGCACAAACACACACCGCCUUCUCCUCACCCGGCCGACCCAUACCUGCUGCCCCGCGAAAUCCAGAUGCCCCCGACUCUCACCACUUACGCUGAAGUCCAGCCCCUUCCACCUGUCGAGUCUGGUAUGGGGGGCCGGGGUGGCUGUCCUGUUCACUCCAUGCCUCAUUCACCGUACCCCCUGCCGCCUCCUCACCCCCAGACCUCCCCCUCUCUCUCCCCCAUGCGAGGAGGACUGAUCACCUGCCUUGCCGACUCCCCUCUGAGGCGGGCAGAGUUGGAAGAGGAGCUCAUUGCUUUGACUCCGCCGUCGCCUUUCCGCGAUUCCCUGGGGUCUAGUAGCGGCUCGCCUAUCUCAGAGACAGGUCUUUGUCUCCCUCCAGUACCCUCCCAUCCUCCGCCCUCUCCCCCUUCGCCUAGGUACAGCAGACUGACACUCAGAAACUACAGCCAGAGUUCAUCCUCACUGUGAGGCUGAGUAAAGAAAACGCAGAAGCGAGGAGCACUCAAAAACGAAAGAAGAGGAUGGAGAGACUGAAAUCCAUUCGUCCCUACGUGGAGUGAAAACCUGAAGUAACGGAGUCGUGGAUGGCUGGUUGAUGAAGACGCCGAGCUGUGAAGGUCUGCUGUAUUCGUGUUUACAUGUUCGCAGUGAGGUGCAAGUAUAAGAAGCUUGCACAUGUUGUAUUUUCCUAGUGGUGUUUCUUAAAGUUGGGUGUGAAGAACUGCAAAAAAGGCUGCGAUAACUGCAGCGUUUUGGUGUUUGGAAGGUAACGGGCUACGUGUCAGCUAGGUUGGGGUAGUGGCCUUAAGGUAACAUGGCUAUCAACUAAUUAGAGAUUGUGUAUGUAUGUAUGUGUGCGUGUGUGUGCGUGUGUUUGUGUGCGUGAGUAUAUUUUCGCUGUAUCUUAGAUAAUGAGAGUUUAUGGUGACAUGACAGCAAAGAGUAUUGAUGAGGUAAGACUCCCAAAGCCUGUUCGGACUAAAGAGAGGCUAUCAAGGGCACAUAUACAUUUAGUCAUACGCACUAACACACAAACCCAUAGGUGUGAGCACACACAAAUACAAUUUAAGGGGGAAAAAAUGUAAAUAUAUGAGGAGAUUAUGGAUUUUUCUGUGGUGAUAAAAUCCAACAUGCUUCUGACAAAAAGUGCAUUGUGUUAACAUACCCGGCUGUAUGUUACUCUAAAGAACUUUCUCACAAACAAUCUCACAAUCUUUUUAUUAAUUCAGUCCUCCAAUCUGUCCCCUCCGUACUGCUUUCUUUUCCUCCAUCCCCUCUUACUCUCGCUGCUUUCUUUUCUCCUGCCAGUGUUUCCUUAUUUUUUCUACUCUUCCAAGUUUUGUUUUCUUCAGAAGUUUGAAUGUAUAUUUUCUACACAAUUUCCUGAAGUAGUUGGGACCAAACCUUUUGUAUUUCUCUGUCUGUGACUCGAGAAACAGGGAGGAGGAGAGAUUGACAAGACAAGGCCUCAUUUUGCAACAAACAUCUUAGUCAUACCAUCUGGUUCAAGUGGAUUAUUGGCAGAAACCUGACCUCACAGCGCCUCCUUAGUGUAUGACAUUUUACAGAGCAUUAUGUAAGGCUUAGCUGGAUCCCGGUCAUGACAUUUUUUUUUCCAAUGUGUCAGCAGGGCACAAGUGCCACUCUGUUUCAUCAGAGACAGUGCUUUGAAUGGGAUUCAUUCAAAUCACAAUCAUCUCUUACGUUAGUUGGCACAGAUUGAUAGAUUCAAGCUGGGAGAGUGCCUCCUCCUCCUCCUCACCUCCAACCUAAGUCACCUCUUACACAGGUGUGAAGACCUGUUCUAAUGUCUCCAGUCUUUUCAGACAAAAAGAAGAUGGAGCAACAAGAGAUUCAUAUUGAAUAGGCAGACAUAAGAGUGGUAUCGACCUUCUCUUUUGAUGACAGCAACUAAUCAAAAUAAUCUGUUUUGUUAAAGUAAGGUCUUGCCUAAUUGGAUUAAUCCCAAAUGUCAUGUUUUGUAUUCUGGAAAAAAGUUAUCCAGCUGUUUAUUACAAUAUCUCUAAAAGGUAUUUAAUCACAGUUGUAUAUCUCGUUAGUUUUAGGAACCAGAGUUUAUGUGGACUCAAAUCAAAUCAGGCAUGGAGGCCCCAAGCAAGGUCAUAGAAAAAGCAAUCAGAGCAAUUUGUCGAACCUCUGAAUGUGUGUGCAUGUGUACUCAUCUGGCGGAUGUAAUGGUAUGUGUCACAUCACCCAGUGCUCAUGAAAACCUAAAAACUGCAUUCCUGCAAAAGUUGACUCAUUUGGUCCGAAGGAGACGUUACCUUGCAUGAGAGCAGUCACGGUAUCAGAUUUUCAGUAGAUGAUUAUCAUGGCCAAAAGAAUUCUCAUAAACUCUCAUAUCCCAAUAUUUUCUGACAUUGUGGAUAGAGUGUCUGUUAUCUUCUCCGACAUGAUGUUGUGCAGCAGUAGUAGCCACACACUGUGUUUGCUAGCUAGUUGCUGUUUUUUCUUCAUAAUUUUUCAGAUUUUUUGGUGUAUUUAUGGCACCUAAUAUGACAAUAAAAGAACAGGAAGAAACAGAAAAAAGAAACAAUAUAUUCAUCGUUGCAUAAUGAACAUGAUAUCAAUAUUUCAUUUAUAAAUAUCAUGAUUAAUUCCAAUUAUAAAUGUCUAUUUAUAUGGGUAAACAGAAGUGAAUUUGAAAAAGACUGCAAAACCUAAAAUAUCCAAUCUGCCCACAGUUUUCGGUUAAAAAAGAAACUUUUACUUGUACCAACACUUGAACAGAAUACUUGACCCAAAGUAGGACUGAAAUAUAAAAUUUGAUGUACCAGUGUCGGCAUUCACUAAGAUGCAUUUGAGAAAUGGGGCCUUGGCUUUGUAACAGCUGCCUCCACAGAGGAACACACUCUAGAAGAUAGAUAAGAAAAAAGAAGAAGAGAAAAAACAAGAGCCAAACAUUUUUAAUCGUUUUGUAUGAGGAAUGUUACCUGCAGCAAAGACGUGGAUUUCUACAUCCUAUUAAAAGAUAAUUAAGCUGUUGGUAUCUCAACACAAAUCAGUUUUUCAAAAAAUGUUGCCUGUGCUAUUGUCCAUCGCAAUUACAUCAUAGUUUCUGCAGCAUAUGCAUCCGUCUGCCGUGACAGCUGACUGAUGCGGAUACAGUCCUUGUUCUGAUUUCUCCUCGUGAGUGAAGUAUUUCUGCUCUACAGUAGCCAGCAAGAACAAACUCAGACAACAUGAUUCUGUAAAUACUAAGGGCAUGCAAAGACAGUUCUGUUUUGUUUCAGAUGAAAGUAAUUUUUAUUUACAUAUCAACAAAAAAAAAGAAAAAAAGAGAUUUUGAACUAUGUUAUAACAUCAUACAGUACCAAUAUGUGUUAAAGACUACAGAAACUGUGUUACUACUCUGAAUGUGUGAGUGACCAUUCCUAUUCAAAUGUCUUGUAAUUCAACAAUAUAAUAAUAAUGAAUAUUAAUAUGAUUAUUGUGCCAAAGGAGUUCAGGAGGGUCUAGCUUAUUAGCCUGUGGGUAAUUAAGUGGUUUCAUAAAAAAAAAAAAAAAAUUAAGAAGAAAAAAUGUAAAUGUAAAACUGUUUCUAUUGUUUUGGAUAUUUUCUAUAUAAAUAUUCCACAUUUUCCAGUGUUAAAGCAAUAUUAUCCAUAUGUAAACAAGGUGCACACCUGAGGGGUUUCUUAAAUCAUCAACAAUGUUUUAGAUUGUUGUUUUUUUUCAUUAUUCUGUCAUUUCUGCUGGACAAUUCAACAAGGAAGAUGGUGGGUAGAUAAGCUGAAAUUGUUCUUUGCAUUUUCACUAAAUCUUUAAGCAAGUAGAGGGGUACAUGUCAUUUCUUGUAUCAAAGAUGGUGCAAUUCCCUAUUUUUGCUGUGUGAUCUUCUCACUUUUGAACUGGCAUAGAACUACAGUGUUACAGGAGUUAAGGAGAAUAUUUGUGUGUGCCAUUAAUCAUAGUUUAGUAUUUUGCUGAUUUUUGUAGUGUGCCGGUUAGUUAAGAUGCAAAUCUGAUCUGGUGUUGCUACAGUAUGUCUCGUCAACUUAGAACAAGACAAUGCAAAAAAGACUAAGUGGAAAAAAAAUGCACAGCUUGUGAGAUAAUUGUAAAGAGACUUUUUCAUUAGGAUAGGCAUAGAAAUGUACCCAGAAGAAAGAACUGUUGCUGAUAAUUGUUGUCAUAAUUGGUUCUUGUCUCAAAGUGCUGUCUGUGCACCGUUACCUCUGCAUCUACUCGUCUAAUUUGAACAAUCCGGGCCCUGACCUGUUGUCAUAAAAUGAACCCGCGCUAUUGUCGAGGAGGAGCGCUCCUGUCACUGAUGGUGUUUCAAACAUGCUGAGAGAGUAAAAGGGAGCUUGCUUCAGCACUUCGGCAGCGUGUUAUCAGCCCCCCUGGGUGAGGCUCGACAGUUGAGUGCUACCUCUGCAGAAAAAGGCAGGAUCGAUGCUCACAUCUGCUGCUAUCUUAUUCUCUUUAAGGGCUCAGUUCGGUGACUUGCAUCUUCUUGUAUUAAAUACUACACAUGACCGAUGUAAAGUAGCAGCAGGCUCAUCAGGAAAAUGCUGGAGAAUCGUGGCCUCAUAUUAAAGUUAAUGCAGGCAUUGAUUUGUAAGGUCAACAAACUCACUGAGAGAUCAAACUUAAUCUGUCAUGUGUUGAUAAAAUAUGAUUUCAUUUGAAUCGUAUCUCCUCAUCUGUCGGGGGAUUUUUAUACCUGGUGAGCUUUCUAACAUUUUCCCUGACAAACAGGCAGAAGUCGAGCUACAGUACAGUAGUGAUGCAGGACGGGGUUAGGAUACGGGUUAGAAAGCACAGUUUGUCAAAAGCAUUUUUCUUGACAAACUGAGCUUUCUGCAUUAAUACCAUCGCUCCGCUUUUGAGCCCUGCCUCGAGGAUCACAAAAAGCUACUGCUCACAUUAAUCUGGGGUGAUCUCAGUUAUAGAUAUUUCCCUUCAUAUUCUAGCUGAAACAUAAAGUCUUAUGCUAGCCAGGAAGAUGAUCUCCUGAUGAUGUCUACCCAAAAAGCUGUUGGCCGACUUAUUUUCGUAAAUGCACUCUAAAGAAUUGGAUUGAUAAUCCCUGCGCUCAAAAAUACUUUUAAUCCAGACAUGCUCAUCUGCUGAUCAGAGGAAAAAAAACACAAGGUCAUUUUUUUAAUUUUAUACUGUUUGGAGUGAAAACCAGCUCACAGUCCAUCUAGGACGCCCUCUUGUCUCUCGAUACUUUAACCCCGGUUCAGAGUCAGAUAUAAUCAUGAGGCUGCCUCACAUGUUUCUCUUAAAUGUUAUUUAUAACGGCAUUUCAAACAAGCCCGGGUUUCAGGGUGAAAUUUAAUUUAGGCAGAAAUCAGCAUCUGUAGGCGGUGUGCUGAUGCACUGAUGAGGGAGACAGAUUCAGAAGAAGGUCCCACAGUAGGAGUAUCGCUAAAAACGUUCAUUUAAGGCUCUAUCAAUCUGACUGUCAGCGGCCUCUCCCACUGCCCUGGCUGACUGUUUGUUUGAUCAGAUGCAGAAAACAGAACUAUGUUUAAUGUGUAAACACAGCAUAGACAUAUGGUUGUUUACACAGUCAGGGUCAGGCUGGAAGAAGUUUUGUUGUGUCAGCCCGCUGUCACAGACUCUCACAUAAUUAUUAUAAAUAAUGUGUCGGGUUGAACACCUCCAUGAGUGUUGAUAUCACAAUUUGUUACCAUUUUAACAGUGUUAAUGAAGUAAGUAAAUCACCAGAUGCUUAUGUGAGUUAACUGUUAGCCUCAAUCACACUUGAGUGUUGAGUGAAGAUUGUUAUAUAGAGAAAAAAAGCAAUAAAUUAAAAGUAAAUAUUGUUAGAAACCAGUAUUGACAGGUUGGUAGCGCUUAAUAUCAAGGUCCCUGUCAUAAGCAUUAGCAAAUAGAUAAUAAGGCCUUUACAAGUCCUUAUAAGAUGCUUAUAUCAUCAUUAAGACUAUAUUAGUGUUAACGAUAAAGCAUAAAAAAUGUGUUUCUCAUAAUUGUUUAUAAUUGCAUUACAGACACAUUCAUUGAGUUUAACUAAGCUAUGAUGUCAUCUUUGAUAAAGUGACAAAAGUCAGUGCAUACAUGUGUAACAGUGACAUAGUAGAUAACUUAGUUAAACUCAAUACAUGUGUUUGUAGUGCUGUUAUGAACAAUAGUAUGAAACUUUUAAGACAUUUCUUGAAGGUACAGAGUGUAAGAAUUGGCCAACCGUUGAAUUCAUACUCAAGUAACGGCUAAUUGCUGCUAACUGUUGCUGCUGUUAGCUAAGUUAGCUCAGAUAGCGGUGCUGCUAGCAUGUUGUUGGGAUGUUUUCAACUUACAUACUGGUCCUUUGGCUUUCCUAAGUCUCUAAAAUGUUCUAGUCUGUUCUUGUAAGUGUUUGUAAAUGUCUAUUAAUCUGACAAUAACUGUGUUAGUCUUACUAAUUUUAGUAUCUUACAGGGACUUAUAAGGGCCUUAUUAACCAUUAAUUGAUGCCUUUUACAAAGACCUGGAUGUAAAGCGUAUGUUGUUAUUAUAAUAAAGCAAAUAUUAUCCAGCUCUGCUGGUGAGAAUAGCCCAUUCUUUUGAAUACUGAAGCAUGUAUUUACAAAUCAGCUGAUACACUAAAUGAGGAAAUUGAGGUAAAAAGGGGUUCUACAGACAGUACAUGCAAACCUGAAAUAAUUUACCCUCUAAACUACAUGGUACAGAGCAUUGUGUGAUGUUUGCGCAUUAGAUGAAUCCACUUUUGCUGCAACUGGUUUAAUGAAACCAAUGGCCUGGCUGGGGGUGACGACUAGAUGUCUUAAAAAUCAUUAACGGUAUUUUUGUAAGUUUGUCUGAAGCUGCUGAUCUGAAUGUUGCUUUUUCUAACAGAGUAAAGAGCAUGUGUGUUUUAAUAAGAUGAUUUUAGGUACAGUAGUUGGUGUAGGUUAGAUAGUAGAGGAGAUGGAGUAAGGUGAUAAGAAAUAAGGCUGUGUAUUUCAUAGAUUAGAAGUAAAGGGGGGUUUUUAUGUUUAUUUGUCUUCAGGAUAAUUUGAGAAAGCGGAAUAACAUAUAAGGCAGGUCUUUGUGUGACUGUAGGGCAUUAUCAUUUUAUAUACAGAGCAGAAUUUACAGUAUCUUGUAUUGAUGGUGGUGUGAUAUAUAUUUAGGUAAACAAACUUAUCCCGUGUUUCUAUUUAUUAGAGAAUUAAACCAAAUUUAGCUGUGACAUCACAGCGUAUAACACAGAGGUAUCAUGGCAGGGCAUGAUGGGCAGUGAGUGAACAUGGUGUUAUGUUGUGUGCUUUGUAUAUUCCUCAUAAUCCGUCUUGUUUGGUUUGUUGUUGUGGACACAAACACGCAGGAAAUUCCUGUAGAUACCCCUUGCUUUAAAUUCUGAUGAGAUUCUAUUUUCAGUAGAGUGUUAGAGAUAUGAAUAAGGAGAUGAAUGUUGCCUAGGAGAAGUGAUGUUUACAUUCUUACUGAUCACUUGAGAUAAUCAAGAUUACAUUUCGGUUGUUGUGACAUUUUUAUAAGCAAGCCUACAUGUUUGCAUCUUUUUGGGUACACUGAAGUGGAAAACAAAGUUAACUUAUUCUCAACAAAAGCAGCUCAUCUGCAUAUAGAUUAAGGUGUUGUGCUGUGUUCCAAUCAGUUUUACGACCCAGAUCUAUCAAAACAUUAAUUCAACCGUGCUCGUUGGAGCGGCUAGUUCGGGCUUCAUUUUGAUAAUAACAAAAACGAUGUAGGGGUCCUAUAAACAUAAUUAAAGGGAAGAUGAAUGUGUACAGAAUGUAAUAUAUUUUUUAAUUUUAAAGUAUUUAUUAACUCCAGGCAGAAAAUUAUUAUAACGGAAAUGAACAUGUACAAUAAAUGUUUACUAGUUAUUUAUUUAGAUUAACUUUAAGCGUAUCCCCAAACUCCAGUGGCUAACAUAAACUCCUCCACUCAGUGCCAACUUUCUCUCGUCUUUUUAUUUCAAGUGCUUCAGCAUUUUUUUUUCUUACCUUGGGUGGAUGAACAAGACACAAACCUGGUUUAACUGCAAUCAAAUCUACUCAAGUUUCUGUGGCGAGAAAAAAAAUGAUAUCUAUUUUUUUCCUGAACAUUUUGUAAAUGCGAUGAAAAUAACUUAAAUUAAUGAUUUUGUAAAGGAGGUAUUCUAGUGUUUAUCCACACUUAGGCACAUUUCAUGAAUGACUAACUUCUGAUGAACACAACUUUUAAAGCUCCAAUGUGUUGGUUUUCUGCUUUUUGUCACCUCCAGUGUUCAGAACUGUAGAAUGUAAUUACGCUUUAUAUUGGUGUGAUCAUGGAAGAUGGUUUUAUAUUUGGAUAGUUGUUUCAGUGCUUAAUAUUUUCACUCAGCUUUGUGAAAUGUGCAGUGUGAGAAUAUAAGGCUCUGGACAGUAUGUUUCUAAGUGGUUUUUUAGUGGGGGGUAGGGCUGAUGACAGGUGAGUCGGGGGGUUGUAGUUGUCAACAGAUUUUUUAAUUGUGUUUGUGCCCAGAAGUUGGCGGAAGAUUAGCCUCAACCAUUAUACAAUGAGAGAAAAUGGUUUACUCAGAAAGGUUUGCUCUCUAAUUAAAUCUAAGGGAUUCCUCAUUAUUUGUCACAGACACUGGAGCCUCGAUCGUUCGCAGGCUUUUCAGAGGCUCCCAAAAGGACCGUUUAUGGCCAAACACAGUUCUUCUCAUCUACCAAUUAAUGGAUCUUUAUCUACUCAUUCCAAAAUGGCCCACGGCGAUGCCUGUGAAGACCCCUCUCUGGGCUGAUCUGUUGCCAUUGGGAACAGGAAAGAGAAAGAAGAGUAGACAGUGUUGACAGGAUGCUCCGUGUUCUUUUAAUAUACAGUGUUUUUAUCACAAGAACGAGGAGUAUAUGCUCACAGUCACAUCUUGUCUGUUGUUUUGCAGUAAUAACAAAACACUUUUAUGCCAGCCAAUAAAUUCACUCAUUUAUCUUUAACAUAACUCACCCCAAAGCAUUGAAUCUGGCAAGAUUUACACCUAUCCAUGAAUAUGAACUUAUCUUAGGUGAUGUUUUCAGGGGAGGCGAUACAGUUGGACCAUAAAAGAAAAAAAAUACAUAAAUGUUCUUUGUUUUUGUUGUCCUGUGCAUCCCAUAAAGCAAUACCAUGUUGCUCUGCUUCCUCUGUCCCUGCUUUUUACUUUUGUUGUUAGCGCGAUGAACAGACAUGAAAGGCAGGAAGUGCAGAUGCAUUAAUGGAAUCUGAGAAGAACCGCAAGCCACCCCGAACUGUGCGAAAUGAAAAUCAGUGGGCACCGAAAGUUAGACGAGCAUUAGGCAGCUCUAGCUCGCUACACAUCCGCACACCAGGAAGUAACUCUGUGAUUGUGUAACUGUGUUGGGAACACGUUAAAUCUUUCGUUGAGCACUUGUCCUCGCCGCAGAAACACUGUGCUAAAAAAGCACUCUGGCAUUAACAGGUGGAUUUUUAAAAGUCACCAUAGUUUGACUCACUGCAGUCACCCACUGAGCACUGAGACCAAGCUGGAGUAGCCUUCCUAAAAUGGAACCAAACGUCACUGGGCAUUCAUUAUAACUUCACAGCUCGUCAGGAUGAAAUGGUUCUCUUUGUGUUGUUUCUCACUGGGAUGUAACAAACAAUUCUGGGGCCCUCCAGCUGGUGUUAGCAUACAGCAGUGCUGUGGAGUCAGACCAGAGAUGGGACAUGGUGUGGGGUAAAAAGGGUAAUGAAUAAAGAGAGGGUUGCAUUUUGUUUCUUUUUGUUUAUUUCUUUUUUCUUUUUAUUUUUUUGCCAUUGAUGAAUCAUUGUGUAAGUGUACUUCAAAGUACCUUUGAAUCAUUAUUGAAACCAUUAUUAAAAAAAACUAUGAUUAA
Molecule: messenger RNA, 13726 nt
Organism: Acanthopagrus latus (yellowfin seabream)
Lineage: Eukaryota; Metazoa; Chordata; Actinopteri; Spariformes; Sparidae
Gene: grm5b
Product: glutamate receptor, metabotropic 5b
Exons: 18
Coding region: 630-4391 (1253 amino acids)
Biological process (GO): trans-synaptic signaling by endocannabinoid, modulating synaptic transmission; G protein-coupled glutamate receptor signaling pathway; regulation of synaptic transmission, glutamatergic
Cellular component (GO): postsynaptic density membrane
Molecular function (GO): adenylate cyclase inhibiting G protein-coupled glutamate receptor activity; G protein-coupled receptor activity involved in regulation of postsynaptic membrane potential
Source: RefSeq, a predicted model, not a curated record